AUGGAUAAAGUGGCGGGGACAUCAAAUAAUGGAAAAGGGGGACGACCAACCGUCCGAGUUGACGUGGGGUCCCCCCUCCUGGACUGGGAAGAAGUUGACCAUUUCAGCUUUGAAGAUUCUGAACGUUUCGAAGAGGAUUCCCUUUGUAGUUGGAGUUCAGAGCCCGAAAGUCUUUGUAACAAUUGGCGCGGUUGGAAGCGACCAAUUAUAAUACAACCCGUUUACGGCAAUCGUACGAAAAGGUUUCUACAAGAAAAAGCUGUGGCGUCUCUCGGAGAACUAGCUGCGAAAUGCGUAGCAUGCAACAUACCAUUUGAGUUAGUGGAACAUGUAUAUCCACCGGUGCCUGAACAACUACAACUCCAAAUUGCCUUCUGGAGUUUCCCUGACAGUGAGGAUGAUGUCCGGCUUUAUUCCUGUCUUGCAAAUGGAUCUUCUGAUGAGUUUCAGAGAGGCGAGCAUCUUUUCAGAGACAGGGCUGUCAAAGAUGUAUUACAAAUUGGCUUCCACUUAUCAGCAACAGUGGUUCUUAACAUGCCAAGAGCUCAAUUCAAUGUGGCUGUAACAUUUGACAGACAAAGGAUCUCCUCAUGCAACUGUACUUGUGCAUCAUCAGCACAUUGGUGUUCUCAUAUUGUUGCAGUAUGUCUCUUCAGAAUACAUCUACCAACGCAAGUAUGCCUCAGAGCACCGGUGUCAGAAUCAUUACAAAGAUUACGACGAGAUCAACUCCAGAAAUUCGCACAAUACCUCAUUUCGGAGUUGCCAAGACAAGUGUUGCCCACGGCUCAAAGAAUACUGGAUGAACUAUUAUCCGCUCAACCAAACCAGAUUAAUGCAACCUGCGGGGCUCCUGAUCCUACAGCGGGAGCUUCAGCUUAUGAAUUUACCUCAUGGUUCCUCGAUGAAAGGACUUUGCACAAUAAUAUCAACAAGAUUUUAGUCAAGUUUUGUGUACCAGCUCCUAUCGUAUUCAGUGAUGUGAAUUACUUAAGCACUAGCGCCCCGCCCGCGGCAGCGGAAUGGACGUCCCUCCUGCGACCGUUGAGAGGACGGGAGCCGGAGGGAAUGUGGAACCUGCUCUCCAUUGUCCGUGAGAUGAUCAUGGCUUGUGAACAGAUCAUAGUGUGGUGGUACAGCACUAAGGCUGCGCUGGUUGCGUGGAGCGGGUCGGGCAGCGCGGGCGGGAAGCACGGCGCCGGCGGGAACUCCGCGGCGCAGCAUGCUUGCUCCUCCCUCUGUGAUGAGAUGGUGGUACUGUGGCGCCUGGCUGCUCUCAAUCCGUCGUUGGCGCCGCACGAGCGCGACACGCUACACGAACAGUUCGCUCAGUGGCAUACGAAGGUCUUAGAUAAGGUGGCAAAAAAUCGUAACAACCUUAACAUGAGUUCUACAUCUCACACGAGACAUUCAAGAUCCCACACGCACUCGCCGUACAUCAGCGGCAUCAGUGAGAGCGAGGUGUUCCCCGGCUUCCACCCCGCCAUGGAGGCCUGCUUCCUGGAGUGGGACGACUACCAGAUACCAGGAGUCACCUACAGCAAGGACCUCAAUCCGUUGUACCACAGCCCAUUCACCAUUUUCCGUCAUACCGAAAAACACAAUGAUAGUGUCCAUCAGGUCCAUUCAUCAAAAGCAGUAUUAAACAAUGAAAUGUCGUUGAACUACCGGCUGUCGAGCCAGGAGCCGGUGCAAAGCCAGCCGAAGAAGCGUCACCUGCCGCCGCCCCGGCUGUGCGCCGCCUCGCACCGCCUCACCAACCUCGCCUCCAUCACGCUCGCUAAAUGCGACUUCCUCUGCACAGUAUUAAGUGAAUUCAGCGAGCAUCAUGAACUAGCGUUCCGCGUGGGUCUGUACGCGCUGGAGAUGUCGCGGCCGCCCGCCAGCACCAAGUCGUUGGAAGUGAAGCUGAGCAACCAGGAGACGGAGCUGGUGGCGUUGCUGAGGAAGCUGCCCAUCGGCAAACCGCAGCUCGCCCUCGCGCGGGAGAAGGCUGAACAACUGAGAGAUGGCGUUUUAAGAAACCGUGGUACAUUACUGCCCAUCGCACUGGCCUCUUUCUUGUUCGAAGCUUUGGUAGCGUCUGUAAAUGAUAAAGAAAUAAAACAUACAGUGGAACGUUUGCCGUCGGACGAAAUAUUGGGUUUCGAGGCGGCCGUGGCUGCUUUGGGGCUGAAGGCGAACGUGUCGGAGGCGGAGCACCCCCUGCUACAGACUUACCAUUACCAUGAUUGGACCCAUAGUAAUGGAACGAUUAACUUUCCACCUAUUUAUAAUUGUGUACUUUUGAUUCCUCUUCUGUUAAGGUCUGAACGAUAUUCAGGAUAUAUUCAAUGUUUGUAUUACUUGAUGCUGCAUUGUGUUUUUCUCGUCUGUUACAUGCAUAUAAGUGAUCACAUCACUUCCUCCAGAUAUAAAGGUAAACGCGUGUACCCGUCCGUACCGAACCAGCCGUCGGAGGCGUCGGCGCACUUCAUGUUCGAGCUCGCUAAGUCCGUGCUGUUCAAAGCAGGCGGCAGCUCCAGCACCAGUCUGUUCACACAGACCACGUGCGCGCGCGAGGAGCCGCAGGGCCCGCACAGAGGUUUACACAUGGCUGCGUUCCAAUUGGGUCUCUAUGCACUAGGAUUGCACAACUGCGUUAGUGCGAAUUGGUUGAGUCGUACGUACUCCUCGCAUGUUAGCUGGAUCACAGGUCAAGCCAUGGACAUCGGUGCACCCGCGAUUUUAUUUUUAAUCGACGCCUGGGAGGGACACUUGACACCGCCGGAAGCUGCUGGUAUUGCUGAUAAGGCGUCGUCUGGUCGCGACGUGCAUAUCGUGCGCGCGGCGGCGGAGCUCGCGCUGUCGGUGUUGCCGCACGCGCACGCGCUCAACUACAACGAGAUCCAGCGCGCCGUGCUGCAGUGCAAGGAGCAGAGCGACGCCAUGCUGGAGCGCGCCUGCCUCACUGUGGAGGCCGCAGCCAAAGGCGGAGGCGUGUACCCCGAGGUGCUGUACACGGUGGCGCGCUACUGGCACGAGCUGUACCUGCGGCAGGGCACCGAGGAGGAGGCGGCAGAGGAGCCGCAGUACCGCGCGCCGCCGCCGCUGCCCAUGCCCGUGUCCUACGCCCUGCCCUACCCCUUCACCUACCACCCCUACCCGCCGCACAUCUACCAGCUGCAGUACGGAGGCGCUCCGCCCCCACACCCAGCGCCGCCGUACGCGAUGCCGCAGUACUUCGUGCGGGGUAUAGUGGCGCCGCCGCACCCGCACGCGCACGCGCACGCGUCGCACGCCGCCAUGCCGCAGCACGUGCCGCACGCGUCGCACCAGCCGCUCCCCGCGCUGCCCGCGCUCCCCGCACACCCCGCGCACCAGCCGCACUCGCUGCCGCCACCUAUACCUGUCAAUCAUCCAGCGCCGAUCCCCCCACCGAUCCCGGCGACACAUACCGUGGUAGCGGGCGUGGGCACAGUAUCCGCAGUGGGCGCCGUUAAUAGCGUAACUGGAGUGGGCAAUGUCACAAACGUGGGCACAAUGUCUAACGUGGGCAACAUGGCAAACGUACCCAAUAUAGGAAACAUGGGAAACUCCAGCAACAUGGUGAAUGUUAGCAACAUGGGAAACGUGAGCACUAUCGGAAACGUUAGUACCAUGGGGAAUGUUAACAACAUGGGAAACGUGAGCGGCAUGGGGAACAUGGGAAACAUGGGAAACGUCGGAUUAAUUGGAAACAUGAGCAACACAGGAAAUGUGGGAAACAUGGGAAGCGGAGUGGUAGUGAACAUGGGCAACAUGGGCAACGUGAGUAACGUGGGCAGCGUGCCCCCGGGCGCGGCGGGGCUUAAUGUGUUAACAUUGGUGUGCAGGUACAUCCAGUGCAUCCACCAGAAGCUGUACCACCUGACGCCGCUGGAGUACGAGGAGUUCGUGGGCAUCGUGCUGUCGGCGCGCACCGCCUUCCAGCUCACGCCCGAGGGACACACGCAGUUCAAGGAGUGGCUCGCCUCGCUGCGCAGGUCGAAGUCGUGCAAGAAGGACCUGUGGACGCAGCUGAACGCGGCACUGCAGACGAACGGCAAAUGACGCCGGCAGCCGAUAGUUUGUAUGGUGCAGUGCGCCGCCCGCAAACUGUCUCCGCUCACGACGCUCUACAUACAAUUCUAACGCGCCGUGGAUACUUGCAACACGAACUCUCAUAACUAACACACUUGUUUCAUUCAUUUGGUUUCAAUUUAUAUGCAAAAAUUAAUUUAUCUUUCGUUUAGAAAACUGUUAGUCGUCAAAUAUUGGAAAGAAAUAUUACGAUAAUUAUUAAUUUAGACUUAAAUAUGUUGAUAACUAGCUGUUGCUCGCGACUUCCCGCGCGAAAUUAAAAAGUAA
Molecule: messenger RNA, 4368 nt
Organism: Papilio polytes (common Mormon)
Lineage: Eukaryota; Metazoa; Arthropoda; Insecta; Lepidoptera; Papilionidae
Product: zinc finger SWIM domain-containing protein 8-like
Exons: 24
Coding region: 1-4071 (1356 amino acids)
Cellular component (GO): Cul2-RING ubiquitin ligase complex
Molecular function (GO): zinc ion binding
Source: RefSeq, a predicted model, not a curated record